UGGAGAAGAAAAUAUUGAAGAAAGAGAUGGCUCCAAGAAGAUUAACCAUGAUGACGAUGACCAUAAUGAUGAUGAUGAUGAUGAUGAUGGAUAACAUAUGCAUACGUGCUCAGGAUAUUUCCAGAGGCAGUUUCCCAAAGGGCUUUGUCUUCGGAACUGCUUCUUCUGCUUUUCAGUACGAGGGAGCAGUAAAAGAAGGUGGAAGAGGUCCUACGAUAUGGGACACAUUCUCCCACACUUUCGGUAAAAUCACCGAUUUUAGCAACGCCGAUGUUGCUGUUGAUCAGUACCAUCGUUACGAGGAAGAUGUACAGCUCAUGAAGAACAUGGGAAUGGACGCUUAUAGAUUUUCCAUUUCGUGGGCACGCAUCUUCCCAAAUGGCGUGGGACAAAUAAACGAAGCCGGAAUCAAUCAUUACAACAAACUCAUAGAUGCUUUACUUGCUAAAGGGAUCGAGCCGUAUGUGACGUUGUACCAUUGGGACCUUCCUCAAGCACUACAUGAUCGAUACCUCGGUUGGUUGAACCCACAAAUCAUCAAUGAUUUUGCUGCAUAUGCAGAGGUUUGCUUCCAGAGAUUUGGAGAUAGGGUGAAACACUGGAUCACUUUCAAUGAGCCACAAACAUUCUCAAUACAUGGCUAUGCCAUUGGUCUACAAGCUCCAGGCCGUUGCUCUAUUCUAUUUAAGCUCACUUGUCGCUCUGGAAACUCAUCCACCGAGCCUUACAUCGUCGGUCACAAUGUUAUUCUCUCUCACGCCACCGUAUCCGACAUCUACAGGAAAAAGUAUAAGGCAAAGCAAGGAGGUUCAUUAGGGUUAGCUUUUAAUGUAGCGUGGUUUGAACCGGAGUCAAACAAGACAGAAGACAUUGAAGCUGCACAAAGAGCUCAAGACUUUCAGCUUGGCUGGUUUUUGGACCCGUUGAUGUUUGGGGAUUAUCCAAGUUCGAUGAGAAGUAGAGUCGGAAGCAGACUACCAGUGUUUACGGGAUCUCAAUCUGUUCUGGUUAAGGGUUCACUAGACUUUGUUGGGAUUAAUCAUUACACAACGUACUACGCAAGGAAUAAUGCCACCAAUCUCAUGGGCACUGUCCUAGAUGGUGCCUUUUCUGAUUCUGGAACCGUCACUCAACCUUUUAAGGGUGUAACCCCAAUUGGAGAUAGGGCCAAUUCUUUAUGGUUGUACAUAGUGCCUAGAGGGAUGAGAAGCGUGAUGAACUAUGUCAAGCAUAGAUAUGGAAACCCUCAAGUCUUUAUCACUGAAAAUGGAAUGGACGAUCCAAACAACAUUCUGAUUCCAAGAGAAGAAGCUCUCAAAGAUGGGAAGAGAAUCAGAUACCAUCAUGAUUAUCUUUCGAACUUACAAGCUGCGAUUAAAGAGGAUGGAUGCAAUGUGAAAGGAUACUUUGCGUGGUCAUUAUUAGACAACUGGGAAUGGGCAUCAGGUUACAGUUCAAGGUUUGGUCUCUAUUUUGUGGAUUAUAGAGACAAUCUGAAGAGAUACCCUAAGGACUCUGUUCAUUGGUUCACUUCUUUCUUGAACUCCACUUCUUGAUUUGUCCUUUUCUGUUAGCCUCCCAUUUUAUUGGAUUCGCUGCAUGUGUACAAAACUUUAUGUUCAGUUAUGUAUUUCAAAAUCAUUGCUCUUUAAUGCAAGUGUUGAUUUUGUGGGUGUUUUUCCAAAAAAAUAUAUAACAUCAUAGUUUAUAUGUUGAAAGAUUUUAAAAAUUGAUUUGAUUAACUAUGUUAUCAAAGUGCAUUUAGAUUUUCCGAUACACAUCUAAAAAGAUAUUCUAAAGUUAAGCGUAUAUGAACUAUAGUAGUUAAAUGAUGGGUAAUAUAUUCUACUUCAUUGGUAAGUCGCUUCAUUCAUAGCUCAAGGAGACCCUUCGGUGGCAUGAAGGAACCAACUUCGAGAACUUUAUGUCUUAAAUAUAUAUAUAUAUAAUUAUGUUGGUAUUUCUCCUGCUUUGCCACGUGGAAAGUCGUUCGCUGCAGAGGCGAUACGUGUCCGUCACAACAUUAUUUGAGCUUCAGACUUAUAAAUUUUGGGCCUUAUACAACUCUAAUUUUUCAAGUCCGGUAACCCACAGAGUCCACCUCUGAACCAGCAGCCGUAAUCAAUUAUAUAUAGAUAGAUAACAAAAAAAAUCCACGUUAUCGUAAACUAUUUUACCACUUAAAUUAUUUGUCGGUCUCUUUAGGCUCUAUUAUUUAUGACUCUAAACUUUGAUUUGGGUCUAUACAAUAAUAUUAUUCUUACUAUAGUCAACUAGCAAAUGAAAAAUAAAUUUGAUUCAUCCGCCAAUUUAUUUUUCUAAGUUAAUAUAUGGUCAAUCAUUGUAUCCCAAUUUUAAUUUAUAAAUAAAUAGAAUGACGAGAGGUUUGAGAUCAAACAUUAAAAUCGAUGUGCCGUUAACCAGUACUAGAAAGCUCUGCACACAUGAAAUUAGCCAUGUGUUUACCCGUAACUGAAGAAUCGAACCUUACCAAAUAAAAAACAAAAUCGAAACAAAAUCAAAUUUCAUAAAUCAGGUAUAUUUCUAUAUAUCAUGUAUUCUAUAUUUUUCUGAAACUAAAAUAUCAAAAACAAACGAGAACCGAACCAAAAUUAAUAAGUAUCUCAAUUUGAAAUAUAAUUUACAAAUCUAAAAUAUUAAAUAAACUUAGUUUUACAGUAACAAAUAUCAUAAACUUAUUAUUUAUAAACUGAACUAUCCAAAAUGAAUUAUAUGAAUACCAUUUCCCUAAAUUAUUUAAAAUUAUAUAAACUACCUGAUAAUUUAUCCAAAAAAACUUAAAUCACCUGUUUUUUUCCUGGCAAAAAAUAAUUUAUCAAUAAAAUUUACUCAAAUUAACCAAAAUAAUCUGAAACGCCCGUAACCGAAAGAGACCCGAUUUUGUUUUUGAUAUUAGCUGGUUCUCCACUUUGUUGUCCAAACUGAACAAAAAAAACCAAAAUAUCUGAACGAGAAUUGAAUCAAAUUUUAUAAAUAACCGAACAUAUCUUAUAUCUGUAGAAUUAAAAAAUAAAAUAAAAUAAACCAAAACAAUUCCAAAAAAAAUAAUUAUAAAAAAGUUUGAAUUUUAAAAAAGUAUAAUUCGAAAACAUAAAAAAAAUAUGUUUUUUAUUUAAAUAAUUAUUUGUUAUAUAUAUAUCAAGAACAAAGAUAUAAGAGUCUUUUACCACUUAUUGAAAAUAUAUUUUAAAAAAUGCCCUUUUAGUGAUGGUAAAGAUCAAUAAUGGUACCAUGAAAGUGGUAAACAUGAAAUUUCACCUAUUAUCUAUUUAAAGUUAAUAUUUUCUUUUAUUAUGUCAAAUUGAACUAAGAAUAAUAAGAAGAUAUUGUCAUUUUAAUUCCAAACCAAAAAUGUUUAUUAAGGAUAUUAUUCUGAAUUGUUUUUUGCUAAUUUUGUAUUCUCUGAGAAUAAUGAAGGAUAUUGUCAUUUUAAUUUCAAGCCAAAAAUGUUUAUUAAAAAUAAGGGCACUCGCACCGGUUAAAAUUCAUAGUCUCUAAUAAAUUUAAAAAUAUUAAAAGCUGAAAAAGAAGAAAGAGAAACGAUAAAAAAAAAGAGCAAGAGUGGUACCUGUGGGAAGUGCUUUUAUACAUUUCUAAAGAAUCGGUAAAUACAUGUGGUAUCAUUUUACAGGUUUUUUUAUUUUAAUUUUUAAAAUUAUUAAUAACUAAAUUAUGUACAAAAAUAAUAAUAAAAAUAUUAGUGAGAUACUCUACUUGCUAUUUUACCACUAAUGAUGCCCUAACAAUGUUAUCUCAGAAUUCAAUUCAUUAUUCUUUUUUAUAAUAUAGUUUUCAAUCUACUAUGAUUUUUAAAUGCUUCAUAAAAUUAAUAUAAAUUUAUAUAAAACAGUUUUUAUUAUUAACUUCCCGCCCGUAAAGCCGGCCGAUCCUAGUUUCCUAUACAACAAAAUGGUAUUGAGAUUCCUUUUGAAUCCUAAUUCUUGUUGUAACGUCUGAAGCCGAAAUAUCAUAUACAGUAAGUGUAUAUAUAAAAAGAUUAUUCCCGAAAGAUAACAAAUCUUGUGCUUGAAUGUUUUGAAAUUUGGAUUUACUUGUGUAUAAUAAGAAAAUAAGAAAUGAAGUGUGAAACUUUCGAAAUAGUAAGGGCUAGACAGAAAAAUAUUUUGGAGGUCCAUGGAUAUUCGCGGGUCAACCCGAAUAAGUGUUUCGGGCCGCUUUCUGACGCACCUUGCUCGAUUUUAUCUUCUUUCGUGUUCUUCCCUAAAAUUUCAACGCAAUCCAUGUUUCAUUUAUCUUCCAAUUGAUCUGUAGAUUCAUCUAAUUCGCGUUUCCCUCUUUCUAUUGAUACCAAUUUUUAUCUAUUCCGUUUGUCAAAUCGAGAUCUAGGGUUAGGGUUGUCGAUCUCCUCAAAAGCUAUUUAAUUUAGCAAUCCAUCGUUUUCUUCAGCUAAUUAGUCGAGUUUUCAUGAAUAUCCCUUUUUUUUGUUGAUGCCAAUUUCAUGUCUUUCGUGCUCGAUUGAGAUCUAGGGUUCAUCCAAGAUCUGUAAAGGGCUUUCUCUUGAUUCAUAUAUAUUUUGUCAAUCCUUACCUAUUCCACUCUUGAUUUGGUUAAUUUUCGUGUAGGUCGGAGUAUAUAUUUUAGGGGGGUUUUUGAUUUUUUUUUUCACUCCAGCUUAAGCCUCUGAAACGCCGAAGCAUUUUAUCUCUUUAGACAGGUGUUGAAGUACCAUCAACAUGUCCGAGUAGGUCAAAUGUUAGACAGUGGGUGAGGAAGAGCUCUCUCCAUGCAUCGUAGUUGUGAUCAUCAGUGUCAAGAAUCAGCGGAAUGUGAUAUUUAAUGUUGGUGACUCCAAAAGCUCUGUCGAAUUGAGCAGCCAUGGAAGAAGAAAAGAAAGAUGCGUGGUGAGGAAGGAAAUAAGAAAAAAGAAUUGAAGAAGGCCAUCGGAGGAGCUAGAGAAGAAGGCUCUGAUACCAUGAAAAUCUUUGUAUUUCCUUGAUCGAUAAUGAAAGAUUUACAAGUUUAUUGUAUUUAGGGUUCAAACGCCCUUUGGAUGCUGAGAAGUUUCAUGAGCUCCCGUUUGAACAUUCCAUACAGCUUGGCUUUAGCGAUAAGUCAGUCGACGCAGUUUGAAGAAGUUAUUCCACGCUAUACUCUUACCACGGGUGUAUAUAAUUAACCUUACUGAACGAGGGAGAUGUUUUGAAACCCCAAGGAGGUGAAACCUUUGAUGAAGAGUCCAUUUUUGUUGACCCUGGUCUUGAUAUGAAUGGUUGUUUAGAUCGGGUCAUGAAAGAUUGCGAAGGGGAAGAAGAUGCAACUCACUCUCCUCGUUCUGAAAAGUGUUCUGAGCUUGGUCUUGGACCUCCAAGAACAGAGACUUUCUAUGCUUUCCUCUUGGAUCAACCUGCUAGAUAGCAAGUGUCCAUUGGAGCAGAUCAUCAGGCCAUCGUUCCUGAAUGGGAAGGUUGUCUGAAUGUGAACCUAGAAUCUUCAGGCACGUCGAAGCUUUCUGGUACACGUAUUGUUCCCAUGCACGACCUUUGAACUUGCACAUGAUGGCUUGAGAAACUGUGUGUAAAGAAAGAGGAGACUGGUCUUGGAGAUCAACAGAAGAAGUUUAAUGAUGCGAAAGUUUCAACAAAUGGCAAACAUGUUAAGCCAACCAGGAGCUUCAUCAUGGAGGAGAUAUUUGGUCAUGGACUGUGGGAAAACAGAGCAAGAAACAAGUGAAGGAAGCAACAUCGUUUUUCAACAACUUGCAGAAUGCUAGGGGAGAUUUUGUUGGGUUAUGGGGUCCUCCUAUUAAAAAGUAGAGAGAGGCUUAUUUUUUUAAAAAAAAAAUGAAUAUCUCAUGUGGAAUAGGCUGUUCCACUUUUCUUGGGGGCCUCAUUUCUGAAAAUCCAUUUACUUAGAAUGUCAGAAUCUCUCUGAUGUGAACUUUAGGAUUGUAUCUCCUUUGACCUUAAAAUAACUCUGUACAGAAAGUGUGAAGGCCAAGUCUGUAAAGAUGAAGUCUGUGUUUACAAGUAAUCUUUGAGAAAUAUUCAAUGCCAAA
Brassica napus (rape) is the source of this 6037-nucleotide messenger RNA. Its product is annotated as beta-glucosidase 40. NCBI's taxonomy places the organism in Eukaryota, Viridiplantae, Streptophyta, Magnoliopsida, Brassicales, Brassicaceae. Gene Ontology annotation, molecular function: beta-glucosidase activity. Bases 27 to 1556 code for a protein of 509 amino acids. Gene Ontology annotation, biological process: carbohydrate metabolic process. The record is from RefSeq and is a predicted model, not a curated record. The transcript has 14 exons.